AUGUAUGACGCGGUGCAGCUCUUCGCUAAGGCCCUCGACGACCUAGAUCGCUCCCACCACAUUAAAGUCACACCGCUAGACUGUGACGCAGACAUCACCUGGAUGCACGGCAACUCCCUCAUCAACUAUAUCAAGUGGGUACAAGUGAAUGGACUCACAGGAAUCAUUAAAUUCGAUACAGAAGGAUUCCGACGAGACGUGACACUUGACAUUGUGGAAUUGACCAAGGAGGGUCUGAUACGUGUUGGCAGAUGGGAGCCGAUCAACGGUGCCAACUACACGAGGUCAUACAGCGAGGUGCAGAGGGGCAUCGUGGCGAGCCUCCAGAACAAGACUCUCAUGGUCACCAGCAUCCUCGCAGCCCCUUACAAUAUGCUGAAAGAAACACCAGUGCAGAUAACUGGCAACGACCGUUACGAGGGCUUCUGUGUUGAUCUCAUCCAAGAAAUCUCCAAAGUAUUGGGGUAGUACAACAUUAGGAUUGCUGCCGACGGAUCCCAUGGAAAAUAUGACCGUAUGAAGGGAAAAUGGAACGGCAUGAUAGGGGAGCUUUUAGAUCAGAAAGCUGACUUGGCCAUCGGUGACCUGACAAUUACGUACGAACGUGAACAAGUGGUUGACUUCACCAUGCCAUGGAUGAACCUUGGUUCUUCUGUUAUUUAUCAAGAACCAACCACUAAGAAACCCCCCAUGUGUUAGCUUCUGUCACCGCUGUCGCUGGACGUGGGUUGUACAACUACUGCUUACCUUGGCAUCUCUCUCCUCCUCUUUGUUAUAGCAAGAUUAAGUCCUUAUGAAUGGGUCACAUCCUAUCCACGUAAACAAGAUAAGAAGAAAACCAAAGAAAACCAGUUUAACCUCUUCAAUUCUCUUUGGUUCACAAUGGGAAGUUUACUACAGCAAGGCACAGAGCAGCAGCCUAAGGCGGUGUCUACCCGCGUUGUGGCCGGCAUCUGGUGGUUCUUCACUCUCAUAAUGAUAUCUUCGUACACUGCCAACUUGGCCGCCUUCCUCACCGUCGAACGGAUGGAGUCGCCUAUCGAGUCGGCCGAGGACCUGGCCAAACAGACCAGGAUCAAAUAUGGCUCCCUCUACGGCGGCUCCACCUGGGAUUUUUUCGCUAAUUCCAAGAUGCCAACUUACCAGCGAAUGUUUAGUUUUAUGGAGUCUCAAACUCCAUCUGUUUAUACGAAAUCCAAUGAAGAAGGCGUGAAGAGGGUUCAGAAGGGUGAUGGACAGUAUGCGUUCAUGAUGGAAUCCUCCAGUAUAGAGUAUAUCACUGAGAGGUACUGUGACCUCACUAAGGUUGGGGGACCACUCGACUCCAAGAGCUACGGCAUCGCGCUACCUCCAGGUUCACCCUUCACGAAUGCCAUCACGGGGGCAAUACUGAGCUUGCAAGAGGAAGGUAAACUCCAGGCCCUGAGGACGCGCUGGUGGAAGCAGGAAAAGGGAGGAGGACAGUGUAAAGAUGACGAGUCUAAGAGCUCGUCCAAAGCCAACGAACUUGGUCUCAACAACGUUGGAGGCGUCUUCGUGGUGCUCCUCACUGGUAUGGGUCUCGCCUCCGUAGUCGCCGUUUGUGAGUUUAUCUGGAAAUCAAGAAAAUUGGCUACUGAGAAACAUGUGAGUGUUUCUGCUUUCUCCAGUGUUGAUGAAGACAUUUUCCUUCCCAUCUGGAUAGCAAAGUUUGUUUGGCAAAUAUAUUAUCGUUUGUGCUCACCCUAA
This is a messenger RNA of Cherax quadricarinatus, 1728 nucleotides long. NCBI's taxonomy places the organism in Eukaryota, Metazoa, Arthropoda, Malacostraca, Decapoda, Parastacidae. The record is from RefSeq and is a predicted model, not a curated record.